AUGCGGAGGGCCGGCGGCAUGGAGGACUUCUCGGCCGAGGACGAGGAGCCCUGGUACGACCAGCAGGACCUGGAGCAGGACUUGCACUUGGCCGCUGAGCUGGGGAAGACGCUGCUGGAGAGGAACAAGGAGCUGGAGGCGUCUCUGCAGCACAUGUACGCCACCAACGAGGAGCAGGUGCAGGAGAUCGAGUACCUGACCAAACAGCUGGACACGCUGCGGCACGUGAACGAGCAGCACGCCAAAGUGUACGAGCAGCUGGACCUGGCGGCCCGCGACCUGGAGCUGACCAACCAGAAGCUGGUGCUGGAGAGCAGGGCUGCGCAGCAGAAGAUCCACGGGCUGACGGAGACCAUCGAGCGCCUGCAGGCCCAGGUGGAGGAGCUGCAGGCCCAGGUGGAGCAGCUUCGGGGCCUGGAGCAGCUGAGAGUGCGCCGGGAGAAGCGGGAGCGCAGGCGCACCAUCCACACCUUCCCCUGCCUCAAGGAGCUGUGCACCAGCAGCCCCGGGUGCAACAAUGAUGCCUUCCGCCUGCACAGCUCCUCGCUGGAGCUGGGCCCCCGGCCGCUGGAGCAGGAGAACGAGAACCUGCAGACGCUGGUGGGGGUGCUGCGCUCCCAGGUGAGCCAGGAGCGGCAGCGCAAGGAGCGGGCGGAGCGGGAGUUCGCCUCGGUGCUGCAGGAGUACGCGGAGCUGGAGCAGCAGCUGGGCGAGAUGGAGGGCUGCCGCCUGCGCGUGCAGGAGCUGGAGGCCGAGCUGCUGGAGCUGCAGCAGAUGAAGCAGGCCAAGACCUACCUGCUGGGCCGGGAGGACCACCUGGCCGAGGCCCUGCUGGCGCCCCUCACCCAGGCCCCCGAGGCCGACGACCCCCAGCCCGGCAGCGGGCACGAGUUUGGGGCCCCGGACGGCGGCUCCUCCCCGGCCACCUCCCCCAGCCACACGGUGCGCAAGAGCUGCAGCGACACGGCGCUCAACGCCAUCGUGGCCAAGGACGCCGCCAGCCGGCACGCGGGCAACCUCACGCUGCACGCCAACAGCGUGCGCAGGCGGGGCAUGUCCAUCCUGCGCGAGGUGGACGAGCAGUACCACGCGCUGCUCGAGAAGUACGAGGAGCUGCUCGGCAAGUGCCGGCAGCACCGCGCCGGCGUGCGGCACACGGGCGUGCAGACCUCGCGGCCCAUCUCCCGGGACAGCUCGUGGAGGGACCUGGGGGGCAGCGAGGAGGGCCAGGGCGAGGCCAGGGCGGGCGAGAAGAGCCUGAGCCAGCACGUGGAGGCCGUGGACAAGCGGCUGGAGCAGAGCCAGCCCGAGUACAAGGCGCUCUUCAAGGAGAUCUUCUUCCGGAUCCAGAAGACCAAGGCCGACAUCAACGCCACCAAGGUCAAGACCCACAGCAGCAAGUGA
This is a messenger RNA of Pipistrellus nathusii (Nathusius's pipistrelle), 1404 nucleotides long. The record is from the annotation of a GenBank genome assembly. NCBI's taxonomy places the organism in Eukaryota, Metazoa, Chordata, Mammalia, Chiroptera, Vespertilionidae.